This is a messenger RNA of Trichoplax adhaerens, 1465 nucleotides long. RefSeq lists its product as hypothetical. NCBI's taxonomy places the organism in Eukaryota, Metazoa, Placozoa, Uniplacotomia, Trichoplacea, Trichoplacidae. Bases 1 to 1308 code for a protein of 435 amino acids. The transcript is spliced from 14 exons. Gene Ontology annotation, biological process: sphingolipid metabolic process. Gene Ontology annotation, cellular component: lysosome. The record is from RefSeq and is a predicted model, not a curated record.
AUGGCGUCCAAAUUGCUUACGGUCUUCUUCAUCGUAGCUUGCGUUUCCCACUUAAUCUAUGGAGAGAAUGUUCCAUUUGGUAGCGAAUCUUGCACUCAGGGUCCAUCGUACUGGUGCCAAUCGUUUGAAACAGCUGCUAAAUGCGGUACAAGUUACCUGUGUAUGGUACAUGCAUGGAGCAAAAAUCAGAAUGGAGUUUCCGAUGAUGUUUUCUGCAGUGUAUGUGAAAAAAUGGUCGGUGACUACCUCCAUUCAGCCAAAUUUAAGAAAAAUUUGAAUGAAUUCAUGGUUAAGUUUUGCAAUAAGCAACCUAAACUUCUACAUUCAGUGUGCAAGCAUCUUGCUAUUCAUAACCUGGUCCCAUUUAUAAUCCAUGAAAUCAAUAAAAUGACUCCGAAGGACUUUUGCAAACUAUUUAAUUUAUGUUCGAAAAGUUUGACGGAAGAUGAAUUGAAAAGCAAACUAACUGCUAAUAUCAUGAAGCAUACCUUAAUUGGUAGCAAGAUCUGGGAUGACUUAGCUUCUGGAGAUGGUAAAGACUUGGAAUUUUGGGAUAAAAUCAUGAAGACAUUAUUUCCUGGAGCUGUUAAAAAUACCGACUCGCAUAGCAGUUUGGGAAAUGUAAAAGCUGGAAGCACUAAUUCUACAGCCUGUAUAGUUUGUUCUUUUGCUGUUGGAGUAAUCGAUUCUAUGCUUAGACAAAAAAGUGCAGAGAAUACCGUUACUCAUGAAAUUGAUCACUUCUGCACCUACAUGCCUUCCGAUACGAGUAAAGAGUGCCAAAGUUUUGCUAAUCAGUAUGGACCCCCAAUUUUACAAGCAUUAUUACAGCAUGUAUCACCAAAGAAAGUUUGUGCCUACUACCUUCGUGCUUGUCCGCAGUCCAAGCUUGAUCAUGGUACCUCGGGAAUGCAAACUGUCGCUCCAACCCAGCUUACAUCUGGCUAUUGCGUGUUCUGUGAAGUAGCAGUUCGAGUUGUAGAAGAACUUCAUAAAAUAAAUAAAACCAAGAAAUACAUUUUUGGAUUUUGGAAUAAAGUAUGCGAUACCGUAGGUUCUAAAGGAACUUUCGGAUAUGAAUGCCGACUCAUUUUACAAAAACUUGAGAAGAUUACUCACCUGAUCAAAAAUAAAAUUACUGCUCCUUCUCAUAUUUGUCAGAUAAUGCAUGCAUGUAGAAAGUCUGCAAUGGCUCCAAUGAAGAUGGAUGUGUGUCGCUUCGGACCUAGAUUUUGGUGCAGCAGUGAUGUAGCUGCUUCUAUGUGCAAGAAACAGCAUUACUGCCGAACGGAAUAUAACGCCAACUAAAAAUGCCUUAUCUACCUGUGGUGAAUUAAAUCUCCAUUUUUACGCUUUUUAUUUUAGCAUACGCAAUAUUGAACUCAUAAUACUAGCUUGUACUAGGUCAAGUAGUUCAACAUAAUUAGUUUGAUAUCAAGGAUGUAACCCAAUAUCAUAAAUAAAG